This is a messenger RNA of Drosophila innubila, 2595 nucleotides long. It is a transcript of the gene mnd, whose product is annotated as Y+L amino acid transporter 2. Gene Ontology annotation, cellular component: membrane. The coding region runs from base 729 to 2252 and encodes 507 amino acids. Gene Ontology annotation, biological process: amino acid transmembrane transport. Gene Ontology annotation, molecular function: L-amino acid transmembrane transporter activity. The transcript has 5 exons. The record is from RefSeq and is a predicted model, not a curated record. Lineage: Eukaryota; Metazoa; Arthropoda; Insecta; Diptera; Drosophilidae.
CGUGCGUUACGGUUCUGUGCCGGCGACAAUUCCGAAUUUUGUUCUCAGGUAUCGGUCAAUUUAGGGCGGAAGGUAAAGUUUAUUAGAGUAUUUAUGGCAGGCAUAUGAACUCGGAAGCAAAGAGCGAAUGCGUAUAGCACUAAACGACAAAGAGAGCGGGCGAGCGUGAGUAAAAGAGAGAGCUCUGCACCUCAUAAAAAUAAAACAGCACAAGCAAAGCAAAGCAAAGCCAAAGUUAAACGUGCAGCUGGCAAAAGCAGUCGCACCACAACGCAUAAAGGGAGGUACAUUUACGUGCUCAACUUAGUUCGAAUUUGGAGCGUAUAAAGUGUGGUCGAUCGGGAAAGCGCCAACGCGAUAACAUUUUCUAUUUCCAAAACGAGAACUCGCGUUCGUGGAAAGUGAAGAUGCCCCUCUUGAGCUAGCGAACUCUUUUUCACAAGUGAAUCAGCAACCACGUGUACUAGUGAUUAUUCAUACAUACGUACAUAUGUAAGAGAACAUAAUCAAAGUUUAAUAGAAGAGCAUGUGGUCGCAAAGUAAAACCAAAAUUGUGUUUGAAACUUUUGAAUACGAUCCACAUCCACGCGGUCAGUGAGAGUGAACUGAUAAAGUCAACUUGUCAUAAGUCAUAAUACAUCACAAUUAUAAAAGCUUUUAACCAAAGGAGUGCUCUAUAAAAGUUUUAUUUUUAAUUCCGGAUUCGUUGAAGAGCCAGAGUCGACAAAAUGACGCGAAUUCAAGCGGGCGACACGCUCAUUCCCCGCCAGGUGUUCGAUGUGCCAGCAGAAUCAGCCGAAGGUGGAAAAGCACGUGCCCGUAGCAACGACUCCUCGGAUACCUCCAGCCAAGGAUCGGGGGUUAAGUUAAAGAAACAAAUCGGUUUGCUCGACGGCGUUGCUAUAAUUGUGGGUGUCAUCGUUGGCUCCGGCAUUUUCGUGAGUCCCAAGGGCGUUCUUAUGUAUUCCGGAUCAAUCGGUCAAUCUUUGAUCGUCUGGGUUCUAUGCGGAGUUCUGAGCAUGGUGGGAGCCCUAUGCUAUGCAGAAUUGGGCACAAUGAUACCAAAAUCUGGCGGAGAUUAUGCCUACAUAGGAACCGCCUUUGGACCGCUGCCCGCUUUUCUUUAUCUUUGGGUGGCGUUGCUGGUUCUAGUUCCAACGGGAAAUGCGAUAACGGCCCUCACGUUCGCACAGUAUCUCCUAAAACCAUUUUGGCCCUCCUGCGAGGCACCAAUGGAGGCCGUACAGCUCCUGGCGGCUGCAAUGAUAUGCGUGCUGACUGUGAUCAACUGCUACAAUGUGAAAUGGGUUACUCGAGUGACGGACAUCUUUACAGGGACCAAGGUUGUCGCCUUGAUGGUUAUUGUCGGGGCUGGAGUCUGGUAUCUGGCAGAUGGAAACACCGAGCACUGGGAGCAGCCAUUUAGCGGGGGCCUUACGGAUGUCGGAUUCAUUGCAUUGGCAUUCUACAGUGGAUUAUUUUCAUACUCGGGCUGGAAUUAUUUAAAUUUCGUGACAGAGGAGCUGAAAGAUCCAUACCGCAAUUUGCCGCGUGCCAUUUGCAUAUCGAUGCCGGUAGUCACGGUCAUUUAUAUGGUGACUAAUGUAGCAUACUUUUCGGUGCUCUCCACUGAUGAAAUUCUUUCGUCUGAGGCGGUGGCUGUGACCUUUGGCGAUAAAAUGCUCGGCUUCUUGUCCUGGAUAAUGCCCAUUGCAGUGGCAUGCUCAACAUUCGGCUCUCUCAAUGGCGCCAUCUUUACCUCAUCUCGACUGUUCUUCGUUGGAGCACGCAACGGACACCUGCCAGCAGCCAUCUCCCUGAUAAACAUCAAUUGUCUGACCCCGGUGCCGUCAUUGAUAUUUCUGUGUGUAAUUACGCUACUGUUGUUAUUCAUUAAGGACAUUUACGUGCUCAUCAACUAUGUGAGCUUCGUGGAAGCACUCUUCACCCUAUUUUCCGUAGCUGGUCUCAUGUGGUUGCGGUAUAAACAGCCUAAGGCGGAGAGACCCAUUCGCGUCAAUCUUGCCCUACCUAUUAUCUAUCUCAUUGUUUGCCUCUUCCUGGUGAUCUCGUCUAUCUCUCAAUCUCCCACCGAGGUCGGCGUUGGCACUGUCAUCAUACUCUCCGGCAUUCCCAUCUACUAUCUAACGAUACACAACCCGGUUCAGUGGCUGGCCGACACAUCACAGGCAAUCAACAUGUGGUGCUCCAAGUUCUUCAUAUGUAUGCCAAAUCAGGAGAAGUUCGACUAAGUUUGGUUAACUCAAGUGUGCCUUCAUGUUCGAUGUACGAAUAAAUAUAUUCUAAUUAGUCUAGGCCUCAAUUAUUUUGAUGUCUAUGUAAGUCAAUUCGCAACAACUAAGCUUAGCAAUUAGGAUAAUACGUUCUAAGUAAAAAGCACAAUGGGAAUUUUCCAAUCAGAAUAAAUGUUAGUGUAAAUAUUUACAUACAAUUAAUUUCAACUGAUUGUACACAAGUCAAUAAUAUUAACGUGUAUAAUGUAAUAUUUUUGUAUAUUUAAAUAUCAGUUCCUCAGCGCUUAAGCACAAUACCCAAGCAUACAAGAGACAUCUUUAUACAAAUAAAUAUAUAUUU